UGCAUUUGAGCCUGCGAUGGUGCUGGCGAUCACCGACAGGAAUCACCCGAGGGCAGCGGGGCUGCCUAACGCUUUCUCUUGGUGGGGCCAGAAGUUAUCGUUAACGGGGAACGGCUGCGCACAGGACGCCACGAGGAGACUCGUGAACUCGAGAUGGUGGAUCUUGAUCGUCUCCUAUAUCGCGUGUAGCAGCCUCCUAAACGCUCUUCGCAAGGGCUCUUUUAUGCGAAUCGUUAGCGGCUUAGACAUGGUAGUCGGAGCCUUCGGAACCCUGGCAGCGACUGUCUUCUUGCAACGCGAGGGCAACCACCUUUGCGACCUUCUCGCUGACGCGGCCAACGUAGCUGAGGACAUAUACACUGGUGGCCUACCAAUAGAACUUCAGAUAAAAGCGGAAAAGCACUGUUCAUGGGGUCGCUGGCUGUUCAAAGUGGCCAUCGUCUACCCUUUUGGCAUCUCUGCGGCAUGUGGCCUGCCCAUGCUGGCGGGCUUUGAUUUCGGUCUUCCGCUGUGGCCUUGGUUCAGCGGGGAGCUUGGCCGCAUCUCAGUGGCAGCGAUUAUGUCUUUUCUUGUUAUCCCCAUAUGUCUCCCGGUCUUCGUUGUCUUCUGCUUCACGCUGUUCUUUGUGGAGGCCGUUGCCAUACUCUUUACAAUUCUUGGUGCUCAGUUUACUAAAGCGCGUGAUUUCUACGAUGUCAGGGAGUGUCUACGGCGGCACGUGCUUCUGAGCCAAAUGGCCCAGAUGACCUCAGACGUUUUCGACGAGGCCGUCACUGCCUUUGUGUGCGAUCUCCUAUUCAUGCCCGCCUUGGCCACCGUCAUCACGACUCGUAUGGAUGCUACGGGAUUCGCUCUCGUCGGCAUGCUUUACCUCGUCUUCUUCUACGCCCUCUGCCUGGUAGGCGACGGGCUAGAGAGGUCCAGUAGCAGCUUGGGCAGCGCGGCCUACAAUUUGUACUCUAACCUACUAGACGGCGGCAGCGACGGCCGUAUUAAGAGGACGCUCGUCAUGGUUGUGAUACGCGCACACCGGGGUAACACCAUAGUCGCAUUCCGAAAGAGUAUGCGUCUUAACCUGCCUACAUUUAGCGACUCCAUCAACAAGUGGUAUUCAACGCUCAAUGUGCUGCUAAAGAUGCCAUAGACUUGCUUACAAGACCGUUUAAAACUUAUCUUAUAACGAUAAGCGAUAAGCAGCCAAUCAGAAUUGUUCGCUGAACGAGAGCGCAGCCUCUUUUCCUACUAAUCAAAAAUUAUACGUCGCCCCCAUGCAAGAAAGUCCGUUCUACGACGGUCGCCCAGAGAAUAUCCGAUCUACAAGCGUCGUUUGGAGAAUGGUCGAUCUGCAUUAGCCCGGCUGGAGAACAUCCGAAGCAACAUUUUUGACUGUUUUGAGAUAUUGGUGCCAUUUUAUGUAAC
This is a messenger RNA of Frankliniella occidentalis (western flower thrips), 1419 nucleotides long. RefSeq lists its product as uncharacterized. The coding region runs from base 17 to 1144 and encodes 375 amino acids. The transcript is spliced from 5 exons. NCBI's taxonomy places the organism in Eukaryota, Metazoa, Arthropoda, Insecta, Thysanoptera, Thripidae. Gene Ontology annotation, molecular function: olfactory receptor activity; odorant binding. The record is from RefSeq and is a predicted model, not a curated record. Gene Ontology annotation, biological process: sensory perception of smell. Gene Ontology annotation, cellular component: membrane.